Peromyscus eremicus (cactus mouse) is the source of this 1521-nucleotide messenger RNA. It is a transcript of the gene Lnpk, whose product is annotated as lunapark, ER junction formation factor. Gene Ontology annotation, cellular component: endoplasmic reticulum tubular network. Lineage: Eukaryota; Metazoa; Chordata; Mammalia; Rodentia; Cricetidae. Gene Ontology annotation, biological process: endoplasmic reticulum tubular network organization. The record is from RefSeq and is a predicted model, not a curated record. The transcript is spliced from 13 exons. The coding region runs from base 213 to 1493 and encodes 426 amino acids.
ACAACAGACCUCUCAAGCCCUUACAGGAUCUAGCCAGGCCUAUAUAUAUAUGUCUCCACUGGCUUGGCUGGGACUGGUCUCUUCUGAGCUAUGUAGUGUAAACCUUUUUUGCUGCUUGCUGGAUCCGUGAUAGCUGAUCUGGGACCUCAGCUGUGACUUCUUUUGGACAACCAAUGAUAUUUAUUAUUGUGCCAAGUUUCUACAAAUAAAAGAUGGGUGGAUUAUUUUCUCGAUGGAGGGCAAAACCUUCAACAGUAGAAGUUCUAGAAAAUAUAGAUAAGGAAAUUGAAGCACUGGAAGAAUUUAGAGAAAAAAAUCAGAGAUUGCAGAAAUUAUGGGUUGGAAGAUUAAUUAUCUAUUCUUCAGUUCUUUAUCUGUUUACAUGCUUAAUUGUGUACUUGUGGUAUCUUCCUGAUGAAUUUACAGCAAGACUUGCCAUGACACUCCCAUUUUUUGCUUUUCCUUUUAUCAUCUGGACCAUAAGAACUGUGCUUAUUUUCUUCUUUUCCAAGAGAACAGAGAGAAAUAAUGAAGCAUUGGAUGAUUUAAAAUCCCAGAAGAAAAAGAUACUUGAAGAAGUCAUGGAAAAAGAAACUUAUAAGACAGCUAAGUUAAUUCUUGAAAGAUUUGAUCCAGACUCAAAGAAAGCAAAGGAGUUUGAGCCGCCAUCUGCUGGAGCAGCUGUAACUGCAAAACCAGGACAAGAGAUUCGUCAGCGAACUGCAGCUCAAAGAAACCUUUCCUCAGCACCAGCAAGCUCUACUCAGGGUCCUCCUCCACAAGUUCCAGUAUCUCCUGGGCCAUCAAAGGAUGCUUCAGCUCCUGGGGGACCUCCAGAAAGGACUAUUGCUCCAGCCUUACCCAGGCGCCUUGGAUCCCCUGCUACUUCAGUGCCUGGAAUGGGCCAUCAUCCUCCAGGUCCACCCUUAGCAAGACCCAUUCUCCCCCGAGAACGAGGUGCUCUGGAUAGAAUUGUUGAAUAUUUAGUUGGUGAUGGUCCACAGAACAGGUACGCCCUUAUAUGUCAGCAGUGUUUUUCCCACAAUGGCAUGGCUUUAAAGGAAGAGUUUGAAUACAUUGCUUUUCGAUGUGCCUACUGUUUUUUCUUGAAUCCUGCAAGAAAAACCAGACCUCAAGCUCCACGACUUCCAGAGUUUAGUUUUGAAAAGAAGCAGGCAGUGGAAGGCUCAAGUUCAGCUGGUCCCAUGUCAUCAGAAAGUGUACCCUUACCAGAGAGCCAGUUCAGUGAAGAAUCUUUAGAAGAACAAGAUGUUCUUGGUAAUAGUACAGAGCAGGGAGAUGACAAAAUACCGGUGGCAGAGCAGACGAGCCAAGUGAUUGAAAAAACAUCUGGUUCAGAGGAGCCAGAGGCGAAACAAGAAGAGACAGAGAAUGAGGAAACGUCAACAAAUGAAGAAGCCAAGUCAACAGUUCUCAGAGCUGAUUCUGUUUCUAAUCUUGAACCAAGUGGAGAAUCUUUGGUGACACAGUAGUAAAUCACUCCAUGUGCCUUCUACUGGA